AUGGUGCCGAAAAUUCUCGCCGGUAUCAAACGAAAGGACUUCCUGCGAAGUCAAGCUUUCAUUGACGAUGUUUGGGUCGACGCUGUGUCGGGAAAGACAUUAGACAUGAUCGAUCCAGCAACGCUGGAGAAACUGGCUACAUUUCCCGAAAUGGGUACUGCCGACCGUACAAGCAAACAACAGCACGUCAACGGGAGAGCUGAGGUAGCCUAUGGUGCGUCCUUCCUGGAAUGGUCUGCCGGUGAGGCCGAAUGGACGCACGGCGAGACCAUCCCUUCAGCGAACUUGGCACAAAGAAUCGUCAACAUUAAACAGCCUAUCGGCGUGGCGACUUGUCUUGUACCCUGGAAUCUGCCGAUCGCCAUGAUCAUCCGAAAGGUCGGAGCCGCAUUAGCAGCUGGUUGUACAACAGCGUGGAAGCCGGCGGGGAGACACCAUUAUCGUCACUGGCAUUUGGCGAAUCUCGCCAAAGAAGCGGGUUUCCCCCGGGAAGUUUCAACGUCAUCACCACUCUCCAUCGCGUGGCCGAGGAUCUUGGUCCAAGCUGGGAUCCACGACAAGUUUGUAUCCGUGUUGAUUGAGAAGGUGAAAGCCCUCAAGGUUGGCCCUGGUACUGGAGAAGGUGCAGACAUCGGGGCUCUCACGCACGAGCGAGCGGUUGAGAAGGCAAUGAAACAUAUUGUGAGCGCCGUCGAGCAAGGCGGUAAGUCGCUCAGGGGGGAGGCCCAAGUGAUACCCAGGGUGGCUACUUUGUCCAGCCCACCGUCAUCAAAAAAUAUGGCUCGCAUUACCAGCACCUGGAAAGAGGAAUCUUUCGCCCCGAUUCUGGGUGUAUACAAGUUCGAAACUGAAGAGGAAGGAAUUUCCCUGGCCAACGACUGCGAUGUUGGCCUUGAUAGCUUCAUCUGA
Cladophialophora bantiana CBS 173.52 is the source of this 909-nucleotide messenger RNA. RefSeq lists its product as uncharacterized. Gene Ontology annotation, molecular function: succinate-semialdehyde dehydrogenase (NAD+) activity. The transcript has 4 exons. Lineage: Eukaryota; Fungi; Ascomycota; Eurotiomycetes; Chaetothyriales; Herpotrichiellaceae. The record is from RefSeq and is a predicted model, not a curated record. The coding region runs from base 1 to 909 and encodes 302 amino acids.